Messenger RNA from Arabis nemorensis, 1239 nucleotides. The record is from the annotation of a GenBank genome assembly. NCBI's taxonomy places the organism in Eukaryota, Viridiplantae, Streptophyta, Magnoliopsida, Brassicales, Brassicaceae.
AUGGAUCCAUUAUCAGUACUCAAAGAUUUCACAACACGAGGAGAUCUCGACAAAAUCGAACGGGUCGGAUCCAAUUACCGAUUCGGGUCGGAGUAUUCGUUUCCCUGCGCGACGGAGACAGCUUACAGAUCGAAAAGCGGAAGUCUCUACACUCUAGAGGCUUUGGUUCACUAUGUGAAGAAUCAGCAUCUGAAACACGGCGAGUAUAUGCAAUCCACCGUCAAAAACUCCGUCCCGGCGGUAACUUUACCAGAUCGGAAACCUCUCCUCGAUUACCUCACCGGAAAAGUAGCAUCUUCCGAUUCGAUUGAUUAUCUCCUCCUCCAGCAGCAAAACGCACAAAGCCAGAAGCAGAACGAAGAGUAUCGACCAGAUCAAGACAACUCCGCUUUUGUUUCUCGAGAAAACGCAAUCGAAGACAUGGAGGUCGAUGAUCGCGACGAUGUUGAUUACAUUAUGCUGAUUCGUUCCAACGAACGACCAUUGAAGAGCCGAGACGCGAUUCUUCAGUGCAAGAACAGAGAUUUCUACAGUGUUCUUGUGAAUUCGACUAAAAGAGAAGAGGAGAGGCAGAGGAUUGAGUCUCAUCAGAGGAAAGAUGGGUUAGUUGCAAAGAGUAGGUUAAUGGGUGCAGAGGAAAGAGGCAUUGUAGGGUUUAGUAGUGGAGGUGGUGGAGACGAUUCAGGGUACGAUGCAAACGCUAAAUCUAAGCUUCAUUUCAAGGCAGGGAAGAUAGGAGAAGGCGUACCGAUAAUUCUUGUGCCGAGUGCGUUUCAGACAUUGAUUACUAUAUACAAUGUUAAAGAGUUUUUGGAAGAUGGUGUUUAUAUACCUAAUGAUGUUAAGGCUAAGGAGAUGAAAGGGUUAAAGCCGGAUUGUAUUACGGUUCAGAAGAAGUUUAGUAGAGAUAGAGAGAGAGUAGUGACUGCUUAUGAAGUUAGGGAUAAGCCUUCUGCUUUGAAGCCUGAUGAUUGGGACCGUGUUGUUGCGGUUUUCGUGUUGGGAAAGGAUUGGCAGUUCAAGGAUUGGCCUUUUAAGGACCAUGUUGAGAUAUUCAAUAAGAUUAUUGGGUUCUUCUUGCGGUUUGAAGAUGAUAGUAUCGAAUCAGCCAAGACGGUGAAGCAAUGGAAUGUAAAGAUUAUCUCGAUUAGCAAGAACAAGCGGCAUCAAGAUCGUGCUGCUGCAUUAGAAGUCUGGGAAAAACUCGAGGAGUUUGUGCGAUCUCGGUCGCAUUCUUAG